UGCACCCAGUCGAGUUUGCGCGAGCAGCUUUGUGUGUAGGUUACAGGGUUUCUAAGACGCUAAAAGGAUUUUUAAUAAGACGGGUAUUCAAGGUACCGUUCUUAUGGUGGAACUAUCUUGGACCACAGUUUCUCGAAGACCUUGCUCGAAGUGACGCAAAACAACGUGAAAACUGAAGACUAACAACAAUAGUCUCAUUUCUAUUACACUUUAUAAACGGUGUAGCAUAGAUUACUAUUAAAACGUGUUUAAUUUGUCUUUUGUCUAGUUCGGAGAAUGUGCUUUAUUUGACAAAAAAGACCUUCAGCAAAGACUAAAUACACGAAAGGAUACUUACUACACUGCUUGGCCAAGAGACGUGAAUCAAAAGUUUUAACAAACCACAACAAACAAACAAACAAACAAACAAACAAACAAAACGAACAUGUCUGGCAGAAAAGUCGUAGUCGUGUUCGGAGCCACAGGCAUGCAAGGUGGUUCAGUAGCGAGAGCUCUCGCCCGUUCUGGACAGUUUACAGUUCGAGGCGUCACGCGGGACUUGGAGAGUAAAAGAGCGCAAGACCUCGUGGCUGACGGGGUGGACCUUAUGAACUAUGACCUCAACGAGCGGGGAAGGUGUCCGUCAUGUCGUGUUUAGUUCCCAGCUCCACUCCGUCCGCGUCUGCAGCAUCAUGGCGCGCCACCUGGUGGCCAAGGCGGAAAUAGAACAGUACAUGCGCGAGCUGGCACUUCCACUCACUUGUCUCAUCAUGCCGGUGUACUACCAAGACCUGUGCCACAUUUUCCGGCCGCGCACGACAGAUGGCAGAAAUUAUGACAUAGCAGCUGACAGUGUACGAGUUUAACCAGCGACGUUGCCAAGACUUGCCUGGAGCCACAGACUGGGCCAACAUGUUUCAGUUCUUCAUGAGAGUGGAUCAGAGGUACAACUUGUCCGAAAGCAAGAAACUCAACCCAGCUGUCCGGUCCUUUGAGCAAUGGGUUGAACAGAAUGCCGCUAUGCUCAAUGAAAUCAUAUGAUAUUAAUAUUGUCACUCCUUUUUUAUGAAUCAUAUUGUCUAGAUUGGGGGUUUUGUUUUUUGCUAUUGUUUUUGUUUUUGCUUUGUUGCUGUUGUUUAUACUUAUCAUUCCGUCCGAAUUCAUACCACAGGUCUUAGUCUCGGCUUAGUUUUGCAAUUUUAGGGAUCACAUCCGAUUUCAUCUCUCAGCAUGUUAUUUUUUCCCCUGCUGAUCAUGUUCAGAGGCAUUCUUCACAGGUAAUGAUAUCCCAAAUUUGUUAGAUGCUCAUAGACUCUUAAUCCUUUUCCAUCGACUAUUCAGUUGAACUUCAGUCACAGGUUAGGAGUACGAAAUUAAAAGAAAUUGUUAUAGCCUGCAACACUAUAGAAAUAAAAGUAGCAAAUGCACUGAACCAUCAUCUUUUGCAGUUUUUGCAUUCCAACGCUCUCUCUCUCUCUCUCUCUCUCUCUCUCUCUCUCUCUCUCUCUCUCUCUCUCUCUCUCUCAUCCCUUUUUCUGCGGGAACAUAGACUAGCCAUAAUGAUAUAAUAUACAUAACUAACUCUAUAAGAAGACGAAAAAAAA
Molecule: messenger RNA, 1583 nt
Organism: Aplysia californica (California sea hare)
Lineage: Eukaryota; Metazoa; Mollusca; Gastropoda; Aplysiida; Aplysiidae
Product: nmrA-like family domain-containing protein 1
Source: RefSeq, a predicted model, not a curated record